Messenger RNA from Propithecus coquereli (Coquerel's sifaka), 3515 nucleotides. RefSeq names its product ankyrin repeat and sterile alpha motif domain containing 1A (gene ANKS1A). The record is from RefSeq and is a predicted model, not a curated record. NCBI's taxonomy places the organism in Eukaryota, Metazoa, Chordata, Mammalia, Primates, Indriidae. The transcript has 24 exons. Gene Ontology annotation, cellular component: cytosol. The coding region runs from base 39 to 3515 and encodes 1158 amino acids. Gene Ontology annotation, molecular function: protein binding.
GCCCGGGGGAGGGGGUCCAGAGGGCGGCGGCCCUGGGGAUGGGGAAGGAGCAGGAGCUGUUGGAGGCGGCCCGCACCGGGCACCUCCCGGCUGUGGAGAAGCUGCUGUCCGGGAAGCGGCUCUCCUCAGGCUUCGGGGGCGGCGGCGGCGGCGGCGGCUCGGGGGGCGGCGGCAGUGGCGGCGGCGGCCUCGGCUCUUCCAGCCACCCCCUCUCCAGUCUGCUCAGCAUGUGGAGAGGUCCAAAUGUGAACUGUGUUGACAGCACUGGCUACACACCCCUGCACCAUGCUGCUUUGAAUGGCCACAAGGACGUGGUUGAAGUUCUUCUGAGGAACGAUGCGCUGACCAACGUGGCUGACUCUAAAGGCUGUUAUCCUCUGCAUUUGGCAGCCUGGAAAGGAGAUGCCCAGAUAGUGAGGUUGCUCAUCCAUCAAGGGCCUUCACACACCAGAGUCAACGAACAGAAUGCUCUUGAGAUCAAAGAAUUCAAAAAGUACGGCCCCUUUGACCCUUAUAUCAAUGCCAAGAACAAUGACAACGAGACCGCCCUGCAUUGUGCAGCACAGUAUGGCCACACGGAGGUGGUGAAGGUGCUUUUAGAGGAGCUGACGGACCCUACCAUGCGCAACAACAAAUUUGAGACUCCUCUGGACCUGGCAGCACUUUAUGGGCGACUGGAGGUGGUGAAGAUGCUCCUCAAUGCGCACCCCAACCUCUUGAGCUGCAACACUAAGAAGCACACCCCUCUGCACCUGGCAGCAAGGAACGGCCACAAAGCCGUGGUCCAGGUCCUCCUUGAUGCUGGCAUGGACAGCAACUACCAGACGGAGAUGGGCAGUGCUUUGCAUGAGGCUGCUUUGUUUGGCAAGACCGAUGUGGUGCAAAUCCUGCUGGCUGCAGGAAUUGAUGUCAACAUAAAAGAUAACCGUGGACUGACUGCUUUAGACACUGUCCGGGAGCUGCCUUCUCAAAAGAGCCAGCAGAUAGCAGCACUAAUUGAAGAUCAUAUGACUGGAAAAAGAAGUGCAAAAGAGGUGGACAAAACUCCCACACCCCAGCCACCUCCCAUCUCCAGUAUGGACUCCACAUCACAGAAGUCUCAGGGUGAUGUGGAGAAAGCAGUGACCGAACUGAUUACUGAUUUUGACACAAAUGCUGAAGAGGAGGGUCCCUACGAGGUGCUGUACAACGCUGUCUCCUGCCAUUCGUUAGACAGCAUGGCCAGCGGGCGAUCGUCUGACCGAGACUCUGUGAACAAGGAGGCCGAGGCAGCAGGAGUGAGAACUGCUGGAGUGAGGCCUAGGGAACGUCCACCACCUCCAGCAAAGCCACCACCCGAUGAAGAGGAGGAAGACCGAAUAGAUAAGAAAUAUUUUCCCUUGACAGCUUCUGAGGUCCUGGCCGUGAGACCCAGGAUUCAGGGGAGUGCAGCCAGGGAAGAGGAUGAGCACCCUUAUGAGCUGUUGUUAACGGCAGAGACAAAGAAGCUGGUAUCAGUGGAUGGAAAAACAAAAGACCACAGGCGGAGCAGCAGCAGCUGGAGCCAGGACUCUGCGGAGCAGCAGGACGGGCAGGUCCCAGAGCAGUUCUCAGGUCUCCUCCACGGCUCCUCCCCAGUGUGCGAGGUGGGGCAGGACCCUUUCCAACUGCUCUCUGCCACUGGCCAGAGCCAUCCAGACGGUUCCCCCCAGCAGGGCGCCUGCCAGGAGGCCAGCAUGCAGCUGGAGGAGACGGGUGUGCAUAUUCCUGGAGCCCCCCAGCCCAGUGUCCUAGACCAGAGCAAGAGAGUGGGCUACCCAGCAGGCCUGCCCGCCACCAACAGCCGAUCACACCCUGGAACUUUGACUCACACAGCAUCUCCGCACCCUGGUGGUGCCGAAGAAGGAGACCGGAGCGGGGCCAGAAGCCGAGCCCCUCCCACCAGCAGACCCAAAGCCGAACUCAAACUCAGCCGCAGCUUGUCCAAGUCUGACUCUGAUCUCCUGACCUGCUCACCCACGGAGGACGCUACCAUGGGAAGUCGGAGCGAGUCCUUGUCCAACUGUAGUAUUGGGAAGAAGAGGCUGGAGAAGUCGCCCUCCUUUGCCUCGGAGUGGGACGAGAUUGAGAAAAUCAUGAGUUCUAUUGGAGAAGGGAUUGACUUUUCUCAGGAACAGCAGAAGAUCUCAGGUUCGCGGACGCUGGAGCAGAGCGUGGGGGAGUGGCUGGAGUCGAUUGGGCUGCAGCAAUAUGAGAGCAAGUUGCUUCUGAAUGGCUUUGACGAUGUCCGCUUCCUGGGGUCUAACGUGAUGGAAGAGCAGGACCUGCGGGAGAUCGGCAUCAGCGACCCACAGCACCGGCGGAAGCUGCUGCAGGCCGCACGCUCCCUGCCCAAGGUGAAGGCUCUCGGCUAUGACGGGAACAGCCCCGCUUCGGUGCCCUCCUGGCUGGACUCGCUGGGGCUGCAGGACUACGUCCAUUCCUUCCUGUCCAGCGGCUACAGCUCCAUCGACACUGUGAAGAACCUCUGGGAGCUGGAGCUCGUCAACGUCCUCAAGGUGCACCUGCUGGGCCAUCGCAAGCGCAUCAUCGCCUCCCUGGCAGACAGGCCAUACGAGGAGCCGCCCCAGAAGCCCCCGAGGUUUUCCCAGCUGAGAUGCCAAGACUUGCUCUCGCAGACAUCAUCCCCCCUGAGCCAGAACGAUUCCUGCACAGGGCGGUCAGCAGACCUGCUGCUGCCUCCUGGGGAGACCGGCAGGAGGCGCCAUGACAGCUUUCACGACCCUGCGGUACCCUCUCGAGCAGAGCGCUUCAGGAUCCAGGAAGAGCACCACGAGGCCAAGCUGACCCUUCGGCCCCCCAGCCUGGCUGCACCCUAUGCCCCCGUGCAGAGUUGGCAACACCAGCCAGAGAAACUCAUCUUUGAGUCCUGCGGUUAUGAGGCCAAUUAUCUGGGCUCCAUGCUGAUCAAAGAUCUGCGGGGGACAGAAUCCACACAAGACGCCUGUGCCAAGAUGCGGAAGUCGACUGAGCACAUGAAGAAGAUCCCCACCAUCAUCCUGUCCAUCACAUACAAAGGUGUCAAGUUCAUCGAUGCCUCCAACAAGAACGUCAUCGCUGAGCACGAGAUCCGGAACAUUUCCUGUGCGGCCCAGGACCCGGAGGACCUCUGUACCUUUGCCUACAUCACCAAGGACCUGCAGACCAGCCACCACUAUUGCCACGUGUUCAGCACAGUGGAUGUGAAUCUGACGUACGAGAUCAUCCUGACGCUGGGGCAGGCGUUCGAGGUGGCCUAUCAGCUGGCCCUGCAGGCCCAGAAGUCCAGGCCGCUGGGGGCGUCGGCAGUUGAGACGAUUGACACAAAAGCUUCCAAACCGGUGCCUAAGCCUCGGGUCGCCACGAGGAAACCCGCACUGGAACCGCCCGAUACGGACCAAGAUGCCCAAUCCCACGCCAGUGUCUCCUGGGUUGUGGACCCAAAGGCAGACUCUAAGCGGAGCCUCAGCACCAAGUAUGAGACCACUAUCUUCUAA